Oncorhynchus tshawytscha (Chinook salmon) is the source of this 4898-nucleotide messenger RNA. Its product is annotated as PWWP domain-containing protein 2A. Gene Ontology annotation, cellular component: nucleus. Lineage: Eukaryota; Metazoa; Chordata; Actinopteri; Salmoniformes; Salmonidae. The record is from RefSeq and is a predicted model, not a curated record. The transcript is spliced from 4 exons. The coding region runs from base 24 to 2939 and encodes 971 amino acids. Gene Ontology annotation, molecular function: chromatin binding; histone binding.
CGUACAAGCAAAGCGGAAAGAAAAUGGCGGCCGUGGCUGCGGAGCCAGGAGCUGCUGCGGCAUCAACAACAACAGCGGGGAACAGUGGUGAUUUCGAACCGGAACCGGUGCCGGAGGCCAAAAUCGACUUCGAUGCGACGCAGGAGUACGCACCAGUAAUGGACCAUGUUCACCAACUCAAGGAUGGGGAUGCAGUUCAGGAAUGCAACCAGGUCCAAAUGGAGCUAGUGAGCAGGCCAGACCUAGAAGCAGCGGGAAAAGCCCUCGCUGCUAGUGCAGAGGAUGAACAGAUCGAGGCAGGCUGUCUUGGGGUCGGUGUAGAAAAAACGGAGAACCAUGCUCUCGAGGGCUUUGGUUCCAAAUACACCAUGUCGCGAGCGGAACGUUUGAAACAGUUUUUUUCGCCGAAUGUUGAACCUGCAAACGAGGUCAGUAAGCACGAGCCCUACGCCUGCCUUCAGAAUAGCCCCAUCUCCGAUUCACAGCCAUCGGUGGUCUUUUUGCAUUCGUUCCCUGCGCAACCUGUGGCUACGGAGGCUGGGCUGUCGUUAGCAGAACCAGCAGAACCCAUUAUAGAUUACGAUAAGAACCCAGAAUUAACCCAACCUACUAAUAUCGAGUGUGACUAUAGAGCUUUAAUUAAACCGUCUCACGAGGCUGAACUGGAUCCCGAACCCGCAGAUGAAUUUCCUUCUGUCUCCGAGUACAAGAAUGACGACCCCUCAGAAGCUGCUUCGCUUGAACGUCCCCAGUCCAUAGACCACGUCGACUUUCUACCAAUUCUAGAGAGGGAAACAGUCCUUGGGACACCCGUGGAGGCUGGUUACAUGUGUGACUUUUCAAGCAUAACAACCCAGAACAUUCCGAGACCCGAGGUUCCUCUAAUGCCAGUGGACCAGGUACCCUCCUCGGCAGAACUUGGAGACUCGUGCUCACCACAGAGGUUCGAAACGAAUUUCAAUGAAAGCGAUCCAGUAUCGAAACCCUCUCCCCCUGUGUCUGGUGCUGAAACUGAGGAGCUACAGCCUGAGUCUGUGCACAACCUGAUACCUGGGUCGGAGGUUCGAGUAUCUCUGGAUCACAUAAUCGACGACGCACUGGUGGUGUCCUUUCAGUUAGGCAAGAAAAUCUUCUCCGGGGUUCUGAUGGACCUAUCUAAAAGGUUUGGACCCUAUGGAAUUCCAAUCACUCUGUUCCCGGAGAGAGAAUACAAGGAGAAACCCGAAUCUAUGCAGCUAAAGACGGAACAACACCAGCCAGAGACCGAGAAUGUGGAAAAGCCAGUCCAGGAAAACCCCGAUGGCCAAGUCGCCACAGUGCCCGAACCGAACCCUGACCCCCAGUCUAACCCAUGGACUUCAAAACCUCCCCCACUGUUUCAGGAAGGCGCCCCUUACCCUCCCCCUUUGUUCAUCAGGGACACCUACAACCAGUCGAUACCUCAGCCGCCUCCCCGUAAGAUCAGGCGGCCCAAGCGCAGGCUGUACCGCGAGGAGCCCACCUCCAUCAUGAACGCCAUCAAGUUGCGGCCCCGUCAGGUGCUCUGUGACAAGUGCAAGGGCGCUGUCACGACAGUGGACAAGCGGGAGCCGCGCAGAGGCCCCGUGUCAGACUCUAGGAGCGAGGAUGCCAAGCGGAGACGCAACGACAGCGCUGUCAGCAAGCGGCCGCGCAACGACCCCCGCUCAGAGGAGAAGAGCCGUGCUGCUGAGGUGGCCAAACGGCAGGUCUCCUCUUCUUCCUCUUCUCUGAGCCAGGUUAAGGGCGGAGCUGGAGGGAACAGGGUUCUGAGAGCGACCUCCACCACAACAUCAUCACCGGUGAACAGCGGCUCCAGAGUCCAGCUCAAUGCCAAGAAAGUGCUGCAGAGCAAAAAUGUUGAUCACUCCAAGGCCCGGGAGGUGCUGAAACUGGCCAAGGCCCAGAAGAGGCAGAGGGAGACUACGGUAGAGGCCCACGCACACCAGAAGGUCCACUUCACUCGGCGGCUGCAGCAGAUCAGCGGGGUGGGACCAAGCAGCGCCACCCCUCUCCCACCCAGGAUGCGCAUCAAGCCUCAAAGGUACCGUAAUGAAGAGAACGACUCUUCUACAUGUAAGCCGCCUUGCCUGGAGAAAGUGCCGGGAAGUGGCUGUUUGUCCCCUCCAAAGCCAGACGCGCCCCGCUGCACCGCCACAUGCUCCUCCUCCUCCUCCUGCUCCACAGGCCAGGCCGCUGCUGCUGAAAGCCAGGGCCCUGAUAACGGGCCAGAACCUGAGCCAAGGAGCAUGGUGACCCCAAGGCGGAGCCGGAGGAGCAGGGGGCAGGAGGAGAGGCGGGAGACGCGUGGCAGCAAGGCUGGCAACCUUGUCGUUUUCAUGAACCUUAACCCCGGCCAGCCGGACUCCUCUAAUACCUCUAUGUGCAGCGUUGAUAGUGCAGACGACUUAAAGUCCUCGGACUCAGAGUGUAGCUCUACGGAGAGCUUUAACUUUCCCCCUCCCGGUCGCCCCUCGCCCCCUGUCCCCGGCACGUCCUCAGCAGUCGCUGACCCGUCGCCUGCCCCUACGGAAGAGAAAAAGCCCUGUAAAUCUCAGAAAGUGUUUUCUAAAAAUGUGUCUAAGUGUGUCUCUCUAGAGGGCAGGACCAUUUGCGUAGGGGACAUUGUUUGGGCCAAAAUAUAUGGCUUUCCCUGGUGGCCAGCCCGCGUCUUAGGCAUUCAGAUCAGUCGUAAAGAUAAUGGGCUCUUAGUCAGGCAGGAGGCCCGUGUCGCCUGGUUCGGUUCACCCACCACCUCCUUCCUGGCUCUUGCACAGGUCGCCCCUUUUCUAGAAAGCUUCCAGUCACGCUUCGACAAGAAGAGAAAGGGCUUGUACCGUAAAGCCAUCACAGAGGCAGCCAAGGCUGCCAAGCAGCUCACUCCCGAGGUUCGCGCCUUGCUUACACAAUUCGAGACGUGAGGUGGUGUGCUUUGGGGGAAAAGGAAAGGUAGGCAAAAAUGGCACCCACUUUUGUCCCCCCCUGCAUCUCUCCCCUGCUCGUCACCUACAGGGCCCCCUCACCUUCCAGGGAGAAAGAAACUAAAUAUUUCAGGCCAGAACACAACCAGUAAUCUUUUUUUUGUGUUUUUUUGUACGCUUGAAAAGGGACUGGAUGGUAUGGGGUUAUGAACCUUGCUGGGUAAAUAAGGAUGGCAGUGUAUUUUUACUUUAUCCUAUCAAGGAUCACCUUUUCCAACCUGGUGGAAAUCUGGUAAUUGUAUAUUUUAGGAACAUUUUUAUUCACUGGUCAGUGAUUUGGAAUAUUCUCCUUUUACUUCUUAAAUUGAAGCCUUUAAAUGUCACUCUUUGUGCAAAGAAACUUACGUCAUGUUUUAACACCGCGGGUUCAUAGGUUGAUCGAUCGAGUUCCGCUGCCAAUUGUCAAAAUCUUAGAGACAAAAGGGUAUUUCUUUCAGUCUAUGCAACAAAUGGUUCAGUGUCAGAUACUGUGAAUGGAAAGAUACAGGAUCUGAGCAGGAGUAGAUAUUAUGUAUCUGUAUGGGUGGAAGACAUGCUGUGAUGUGACCAGGAAGUGGACACUUGUGGAUUUGAAGAGAGAGCAGGCAAAUAGGGGCUCAUGUAUCUGCUGUACCUCAGACAUAGUCAUAGCUGCCUGGCUGUGGGAGCUGCCUGCCAGGACUUUCCAGACAGUUGAGCUUUGGUAGCGAGGAGCCUUUGAGCCAGACAGGUGAGCCGGGGUGGUGAGGAACCUUUAAGCUAGACAGGUGAGCCGGGGUGGUGAGGAGCCUUUAAGCCAGACAGGUGAGCCUUGGUAGCGAGGAGCCUUUAAGCCAGACAGGUGAGCUGGGGUGAUGAGGAACCUUUAAGCCAGACAGGUGAGCCGGGGUGAUGAGGAACCUUUAAGCCAGACAGGUGAGCCGGGGUGAUGAGGAACCUUUAAGCCAGACGGGUGAGCCUUGGUAGCGAGGAGCCUUUAAGCCAGACAGGUGAGCCGGGGUGAUGAGGAGCCUUUAAGCCAGACAGGUGAGCCGGGGUGAUGAGGAGCCUUUAAGCCAGACAGGUGAGCCGGGGUGGUGAGGAACCUUUAAGCCAGACGGGUGAGCCGGGGUGGUGAGGAGAGGAUGGUGUGCUGCUCCUCAUCCUCUCUCUAAAUAGAGAUGGCUAUUGAUACAGUACCCCCACCCAUAUUUCUACAGUGCUACUACAUACUCUAGUUCCCUUGACUCUCUUCUCGGCCUCCACAGUCCCCCAGUCUCUGUUCUUCUAUCUGACUGUCCUGUCUACCUAAUGCUCUACUGAGUUAUCCAAGACUGUUCUAUCCCUACUUCUCUAAUCUUCCUAGCUAGCGCCUUGGUUUUUUCAUACAUAAAAUGAUGCCCAGUUGUUUUAAAAUCACUGAUUUAAUGAAUUGUCAGCAUCGGGACAUUUUCAACAAACAUUUAGUUGAUGCAGCGAAAGCUUCCCAUUCUAAUGAUAUUGAGUCGACUAGCAUUGGCCGUGGGAAGCCAUUUUAGUUACUCCUCACAUAGACCGAUGUGAUAUGGUAGCACGACGUUACAUGGAGUGACUAUAUUUUUUUGCCAAUUGUGUUAAACUUUUACUAUGGGUUUGCCAUAUCUUGUUGAUUUAUUAAGUUUCCCAGUGAUUUCUCAGUUUCCGUUGUUAGACCUACUUCACCCUAAUUUGAAGUGGGAAAUGUGUGUUGAUUUUAUUUGGUGCGUCUGAACCCUAUCUUCUAUCACUUCCUUCAGUGCUUGGCUAAUCUCGUACGACUGUGAAUCUUGAUUUUAUAUAUUAUGUACAGUACAAUCUGUAUCAAAUUAUUUAGAACUUUCAUGAUGAUUCAUGUUAAAGUUUUUUUUUAGUGUGACUGAGGGGAGGGCAGGAUGAGGAAAGGUGACCUCUCCUGCUGGCUGA